AUGGAAAAUCACUACCAAUCCUUGUCAAAGCGCGAAAAUAUAAGAAUUCGCGUUCAGAUAAUUUCAAUAGCGAGAAGGGUUCGAAUUGCACGAUUUCACCGGGUGGUUGCGAGUCAGAACUUAAGAGUCAAUGUAUUAAAGGAACGACCACGUAAUGAUAAUUACUUAUCAACAUGUUAUAGCACUGGGGUAAUACUUGUCUAUAGAAAUGAACAUCCCGGGUAUAUCGAACCUCGCGAAGUAGUACGCAUUCAAAUAAAUUUCAAUAGCGAGAAGGGUUUAAAUGGUUCCACCGGUAUGCUAUUAGGAUGA
Molecule: messenger RNA, 312 nt
Organism: Funneliformis mosseae
Lineage: Eukaryota; Fungi; Glomeromycota; Glomeromycetes; Glomerales; Glomeraceae
Source: the annotation of a GenBank genome assembly